AUGGGGGGUGUACCCUUGCGAGAGGAGUUGCUGGCUUUUAUGUCGGCUAUGUUGAGCCGACUGAAAUACGACGAUUUCAAAGAUCACCUUAUCAUCCCGUUUGACCAACCAAGUGUACGGGAUUUCACCAAGGAGGUCAAGGCACUACAAGAUCGGAUCAAUGCGAUAAUAUCAACCAAGGCAUAUAACAACACUGCGCAGGCCCUCCGAGAGGGCGAGUUUGCAAUUCCUUACAUAGAACGAAAGUUUGUCGCCAUUGGAUUGAUUGAUGCAGGCGAUAUUGUUCUCCUUUUCUCCCUCGAUACGGCCGGUAUGUUUGCCUUUGCAGACUAGUGAUGGCAUUCGAAGUAUAGGCCUGCACCGGCAUGGUCAACCAUUCGAUUAUGCAUAUUCCUACUCCAAUAGGCUUCUAAAAUAGGGAAGCUUGGGACACACAGCGAAGUAGUGAGAAGAGCUUCAGCUCGAGUUUAAACCAGAAUACCUUAUCUUCGACGAAGCCAGUUUCUUGCGUGGCCCGGAUCUCUCUCUUAUGCAACCGGAGUC
Aspergillus melleus is the source of this 543-nucleotide messenger RNA. RefSeq lists its product as uncharacterized. The transcript has 2 exons. The record is from RefSeq and is a predicted model, not a curated record. Bases 1 to 333 code for a protein of 110 amino acids. NCBI's taxonomy places the organism in Eukaryota, Fungi, Ascomycota, Eurotiomycetes, Eurotiales, Aspergillaceae.